GUCGUCGGCCACUUGUUAGGGAAGUGAGAAUUAAAAUAGGAAAAAUAGCUGUCGGUCUCCCCCCUUUGUUUUGUGUUGAAUUGAAAAGAUGGAUGAAGAAAUAAUCGAAUUAUCCAGUGACGAUGACGUUCGCGUUCAACAGAUUGCUGAAAAUCCCAACAUGGAUAACAUUAAGAAAAUGGAUACUGAAAUAAAAAAAAAAAUAACUGAAAAAAGAAGAAUUUUGACGUCGAACUCCAUCAGGGUCCCACUACAAAUUAUGGCAGAAGAGGCAGUAAAUGCCUACAACAGCAGUCAUCCGGAUAGUCCGCCAAUAUCCAUCACACAGGAAUUGUUGCGGACUUUGUCUACUAAGUUUUGGGAUAAGGAAAGUCAGGCACAAAGUUCUAGUAAAGCGAUUCACGAAAUGGAACGCGUGAAUAUUGAUAGUCUUACCGUUCCCCACGUGGAGUCCAUUUUGAAGUUAAGUGCAGAAAAGGGAAAGUUAAUGGAAUUGGAAAGAGAAAAAUUUGCCAAUUCAUCCAACGCAGCAUCCAGUCAACAAAGGGGAAAAAAAGAAAAUUAGAAGACCAAUUCCACCAAAUACUCCCAAAUGUGUCAUCAGCUAAAAUCACAAUCAGUGUCAACAGUUCUGGAAACGUUCAAGUGUACUAUAUGGAAAAGGUUCAAAAAGUUAAAAGCACAAAUAUCUGCAAAACACCUUACACUGAGACCUCAUUCAAAAAAAUUGAUUUUGCUUUAC
This is a messenger RNA of Daphnia pulicaria, 742 nucleotides long. RefSeq lists its product as uncharacterized. The coding region runs from base 89 to 565 and encodes 158 amino acids. The record is from RefSeq and is a predicted model, not a curated record. The transcript has 5 exons. Lineage: Eukaryota; Metazoa; Arthropoda; Branchiopoda; Diplostraca; Daphniidae.